This is a messenger RNA of Nycticebus coucang (slow loris), 411 nucleotides long. RefSeq lists its product as uncharacterized. The coding region runs from base 1 to 411 and encodes 136 amino acids. The transcript has 2 exons. The record is from RefSeq and is a predicted model, not a curated record. NCBI's taxonomy places the organism in Eukaryota, Metazoa, Chordata, Mammalia, Primates, Lorisidae.
AUGAAGGAGUACCGAGCAAAGAGCAAGGAGUUAGAAGUGCAGCCAUCUUUGGAAAACACCACAUGCCACCUUCUGAUAGCAGAGUUUCACAAAACUUACUCUGAAGAGGGGUUCGAGAGUGGCGGCGGCCGCCGAGCGUCUGGCAGGCCCGGCCACGGAGGAACGCCCCGAGCGCGCGCCCGGCGGGCAGCGGCCCGACCACCCGCGCCGCCGCCGCAUGCAGGGGCGAGGAGGGCGAGGCGUGAGGAGCUGCGGCGGCGGGAGAUGCGGGCGGCGGCGGGCACCCGGCGGGCUCGGCUCGGCCGCUGCCGCCUUCUCCGGCUUCGCCGCGCGGUCGUAGCGGCUGCCGCGCCUUCCUCGAGUUUCCCGCGUGAGGAGGCGGCUGAGGGCGCAGAGGCGCAUCGUGUUUGA